GCGUAGGUCAAAAGGUUGGUAUUGGUCGUUGUGGUGUCAUUGUAUGGUGGAGUGACUUGAAAUGGAGUGUAGAUCGCAACGUAAAUGAUCCCGGUUUAGUUCUGUACAGUAAGAGGUGUUUUCACAUAACAUGAGAAUGAUGAAUGAACUGAACAUAGUGGUUUGAUGGUGUUAUGAGGAACGGCGUUGAAUUGGUUUGUUCGUAGGGUUUGUAGUGCUCAUUUCUUUGCUUUCUCUUUUUCAUUGAUAAGAAGCACUAGUUUUAGUGUGGAAUAUGCUUUUUGAAUCUCUUUUACAGAUUGGUAUAAGAAAUACAAAACUAGUUAUUGGAGGAAGAAAAUUAGCUAACCGUAGUGCUCAAACUAGGAGGAUCCUAUUAUCCGAAAGCAUCUGCUAUACAAGUAUGAGGUACAUAUCAGCUUAUAUGUUGGCAACGAUGGGAGCCAAGCAUCAUGUAACAGCGAAUGAUAUCGAAAAUAUUCUCGGGUCGGUGGGUGUCGAUUGUGAACAUGAUAAAGCCGAAGAAGUUAUUAAGAAAAUGAGAGGAAAAACGUUGGAUGAACUGAUAAUUGAAGGAUCAAAAUGCCUCACAUCAGUAUCAGCAGCUGCACCAUGUAUCGGUGGUACACCCGUUGCUACUACUGCUACUUCCCUCACAGAUAAAAAUGCUGUCACAGCUUUACCAGUGGCGAAAGAGGAAAAGAAGGAGAAAGAGGAAGAGUCGGAUGAAGAUAUGGGCUUCGGGCUUUUCGAUUGAUACUUUUCGUUAUCCUUAUCUUGUUUUUUUAAAAAAUUGUCAUUUUAUGAAGGAAAGAACAUUAAGAACUAUUUCUUUGGCUUACAACAAAACAAUAUAUUUAAGAAUUUUAACAAUUAUACAUGUUUCGCUGGAAUUGUGGUGUUAGUAUCCCAUGUUACUGGAUUCGUAUUUUAUUUUUCUGAAUGCAGUUUAUUGAUUUUAUUAAUCCCCAUGCACAAUUAAAGCUUUUGGGAGGAGAAAAGGUAGUCAGUAUGCUUCAUAA
Molecule: messenger RNA, 1022 nt
Organism: Loa loa (African eye worm)
Lineage: Eukaryota; Metazoa; Nematoda; Chromadorea; Rhabditida; Onchocercidae
Product: 60S acidic ribosomal protein
Exons: 3
Coding region: 275-757 (160 amino acids)
Biological process (GO): cytoplasmic translational elongation
Cellular component (GO): ribosome; cytosolic large ribosomal subunit
Molecular function (GO): structural constituent of ribosome
Source: RefSeq, a predicted model, not a curated record